Messenger RNA from Tripterygium wilfordii, 1045 nucleotides. Its product is annotated as ferritin-3, chloroplastic-like. The record is from RefSeq and is a predicted model, not a curated record. The transcript is spliced from 8 exons. Gene Ontology annotation, biological process: iron ion transport; intracellular iron ion homeostasis. NCBI's taxonomy places the organism in Eukaryota, Viridiplantae, Streptophyta, Magnoliopsida, Celastrales, Celastraceae. The coding region runs from base 82 to 792 and encodes 236 amino acids. Gene Ontology annotation, cellular component: cytoplasm. Gene Ontology annotation, molecular function: ferric iron binding; ferrous iron binding.
CAGCAAACCCUUCAUUUUCCAUUGCUUUCUUCCGCUAUUCAAAGCUCCUUGAAACCUCUGUGUCCUCCCAUAGCUACAAAAAUGUUGCUCAAAGCAUUCCCUGCUUUUGCUCUCUUGAGCGCUCCUUCUCAUAGGGAGAAUCUGGUGCAUCCCCUGUUUUCGUCCUCCUCUGUUUCGUGGCAGAGUUUGAAGCGGAAAAAUGAAAUUGGGUCCAUCGUUUGCGCUGCGUCCAAGGAGGCCAACAGUCUCCCGUUAACUGGGGUGGUGUUUGAGCCAUUUGAAGAGGUGAAGAAGGAGCUCAAUCUGGUGCCCACUCUCCCGCAUGUGUCUCUCGCUCGCCAGAAGUAUACCGAUGAUUCUGAGGCGGCGAUCAAUGAACAGAUCAAUGUGGAGUACAAUGUCUCAUACGUCUACCAUGCAAUGUUUGCUUACUUUGACAGAGACAACAUUGCUCUCAAGGGUCUUGCCAAGUUUUUUAAGGAAUCAAGUGAAGAAGAAAGAGAGCACGCUGAGAAGUUGAUGGAGUACCAGAAUAAAAGGGGUGGGAAGGUGAAGUUGCAAUCUAUAUUGAUGCCUCUUUCUGAGUUUGAUCAUGCAGAGAAAGGAGAUGCAUUGUAUGCUAUGGAGCUUGCAUUAUCACUUGAGAAAUUAACAAAUGAGAAGCUUCUGAACCUGCACAGUGUGGCUGAGAAGAACAAAGAUGUUCAGUUGUCAGAUUUCAUCGAGAGCACGUUUCUAGCUGAGCAGGUGGAAUCCAUCAAGAAAAUAUCUGAGUAUGUUUUGCUCAGCUAAGAAGAAUCGGCAAGGGACAUGGAGUCUGGCACUUCAAUCAGAUGCUACUACAUUAGGACCAAGCAGUUGUCGCUGCCUGAUGCAGCGGUCUUCGAGGGCAUUGCAUUUUGUGUUUCAGUGUCAUAGUUUAUGUUUUCGACGGCGUAGGAUUUAUGCUUAAGUAGAGUCUUAAGAUAAACUGCUGCGUGCAUGUAUGGAUGUUGGUUUUAACUUUUCAGAGCUAUCCUUUUAUGUGAUAUCGGAAGUUUUCUUA